CAAGACUAUGCUUUUACCGACGGUUAUUGAUGCUUAGUUGCUUAGUACUACUCUUAUGUUAAGCAGGAGUUGAUCAACUUUGAUCAACUUUUUGACAGUUCAGUUCGACAAAACACCGGAUAAUUCUUUUGAACGUAGCCUAAUGCUGAGCCACAAUUUUGUUCAUAACAUUUAUUAACAAUGUAUUCCAUUCUGUAAGAUUAGUGAAUUUAUAAUAAAGGUUAGGUGUUACUGGUCUCGCAAAAUUGUGCCUGGCGGCGACCGAGACUUGGAAUGAUGUUAAAACAAUCUACCAAAAUACCAAAACUUCUUCAUAAUAUUAGCCGCUACAAUAACGAUUACUUGUACAUUUUUCAAGUAGGAUACACGAAAAGGUGUGCCAGUACUUUGAUAACAUGCAACCAUAAUACAAAAUACAGGUUACGCAUUGUUACAAACUCUCAGAAGGUUUUUGGUACCAAAAUAAUAGGACAUCCGGAGAAAUGGAGCUGGAUAUUUAUUGCAAUGUCAAGGUCAAUUUCUGUUCUUGCAAAAACACAGAAAGACGACUCUGGAAACCUGGUUAAAAAGCCAAAGGGUCCAUUACAACAGACGAUAAUAGAAUUAAAAGCAGAAAAUUUAGGUCAAUUAAAAGAGAGAAAAUUAGAUGUCGAUCCAGUUUCUACUGCUGAUGAUCAGAAGAAAAAAUUUAAACAACAAGAACUUACUGCAGAAGCUAAAAAGAAGAUGAAAGUUGAUAGAAGUACAUCAUCCCUAGAGCGUAACUUUAUUACACCGGUUAGGGCUAUGUCUGAUUUUUUAUUAAAGCCCUCCGAUCUUGAAAAUUUACCAAAGACAAAAAGAAGAUCACCAUAUGAAUUUGAACCACCAAUAACUGUUUAUUGGAGAAAAGAUGUUGAAGCCAAAGCAUUGGAGGUUUGGGGAUCGCGAGAUGCUUUAGCAAAGGAGCUACUUAAAAAAGAACUUGAACAAAAGACGUAUCAACAAAAUAUAUUUACUGUUAAACGGAGACUGAGAGAUUAUAGGCGAGAAAUGGGCAGCAAAACGACGGAAUUCAUUCAAGAACAAGAAGGUCUUUUUGGAAGGUCUGGUAAAGUGGUUCUGACUGCAAUUGUAAUCAAUGCUAGUAAUUUCUUGUGUAAACUAUGCGCUUGUAUAUUUACCGGCUCCCAUAGCAUGUUUGCAGAGUGCGUGCACUCUGCUGCAGACACUUGUAAUCAAUUAAUAUUGGCAUAUGGAAUUUAUAAAUCUGUACAGAAUCCUAACCCUGAUCAUCCAUAUGGAUACACAAAUAUGAAGUACGUUUCUUCUUUGAUAUCUGGUGUUGGUAUCUUCUGUGUUGGUGCUGGUUUAUCAAUUUAUCAUGGAAUUCAUGGCCUUUUGAACCCAUCUCCGGUAGAAUCGUUUUAUUGGGCAUAUUAUGUCUUAGUUGGUUCAUUGGUAUCCGAGGGAGCGACGCUAUUAGUGGCAAUUCAAUCAAUAAAAAAAGGAGCUGAAGAGAAGCAACGAACAUUUAAAGAAUAUGUAUUAGCAGGACAAGAUCCUUCUGUAAAUGUUGUGCUUUUGGAAGACUUUGCAUCGGUGGUCGGUAUUACUACUGCGACUAUCUGCAUGAGUUUAACUUCAUACACAGGAAAUCCAAUGUACGAUGCUAUCGGAUCCAUAUUGGGUGGAUUUCUUCUUGGUGGAGUAGCAACAUUUAUAAUUAAUACAAACACUGCAGCUUUAAUUGGAAGAAGUAUAUCUCAAGAUGAUCUUGAUAAGAUCAACACAGAAUUAGAAUCAGAUAUAAUGGUUCGAGCAAUUUAUGAUGUUAAAGGUAUCGAUAUGGGGAAUAACUUAGUUCGAUACAAGGCCGAAAUAGAUUUUGAUGGAAGAGAACUGGCGAGAUCUUAUCUGGACAAAAAUGAUCUCGCUUUAAUGUUGAAGGAAGUAAAAGGUAUGGAAAAUAUCGACCAGUUGGAGACAUUUCUUUUAAAGCAUGGUGAAGGUAUCGUGGAUAUGGUUGGUGGAGAGAUAGACAGAAUGGAAUUGAAAUUGAAGAAGAAACAUCCAGAGAUUCGACAUUGUGACCUGGAGAUCUUGUAAAACACUUUUGUAAUGAAACACACAAACAUACAUGUUUUGUUGUAAAUAAUGUGUAAUAAUAAUCGUGAUACAAUGUGGGUCGCAUUAUCGAUAUUAUUUAUAUAGAAAUAGUACGCAGUUCCACGUUAAUGGACAAAAGAAAAAGAA
Messenger RNA from Hylaeus volcanicus, 2235 nucleotides. It is a transcript of the gene ZnT49B, whose product is annotated as proton-coupled zinc antiporter SLC30A9, mitochondrial. The record is from RefSeq and is a predicted model, not a curated record. Lineage: Eukaryota; Metazoa; Arthropoda; Insecta; Hymenoptera; Colletidae. The transcript is spliced from 11 exons. Gene Ontology annotation, cellular component: membrane. The coding region runs from base 274 to 2088 and encodes 604 amino acids. Gene Ontology annotation, molecular function: monoatomic cation transmembrane transporter activity. Gene Ontology annotation, biological process: transmembrane transport; zinc ion transport.